CCAGCAAUCCGCCACUGCCUUCAACCCCAACAAGUCGGUCGCGAUCGGGAGGUAUAAAGUAAUAGCAGGAGAAGGGCGGCUUUCUAUUGCGAGCUGCCUCCGUCCCGUUAGUGUCGAUAUUGCUGGGGCACAAUAUGGUUAGGGUGGCGGUGUCGCCUCAACCGCUCUUGCUGGUUAUGGUGGCUGCAGCAGUCUGUGCAGCAAUCCCUCAAGCUGUGAUGGCCCUGGAUCUCAGCAGGCUCUAUGGACACAUUAGCUCGAAGAGAGGCGAUGCGUGUCACCCGUACGAACCAUUCAAAUGUCCUGGAGACGGAAACUGUAUUUCUAUUCAAUAUUUAUGUGAUGGAGCUCCUGACUGUCCUGACGGAUAUGACGAGGACUCACGAUUAUGCACAGCCGCUAAGAGGCCGCCAGUCGAAGAAACUGGAAGUUUUCUCAAAUCUCUCUUAGCAAGUCAUGGACCAAACUAUUUAGAAAAGUUGUUUGGAAGCAAAGCCAGAGAUGCCCUCAAACCACUUGGAGGAGUCGACAAAGUUGCAAUCGCAUUAUCAGGUAUGGAAAUAACGAAGUUGCAUCUCAA
Leptinotarsa decemlineata (Colorado potato beetle) is the source of this 580-nucleotide messenger RNA. Its product is annotated as IDLSRF-like peptide. Lineage: Eukaryota; Metazoa; Arthropoda; Insecta; Coleoptera; Chrysomelidae. The record is from RefSeq and is a predicted model, not a curated record.